AUGAGCUCUGGCUUUCCACCCGCCGGUGACCAGCGAGAGUCGUCCUCUCGGGAGUUUGGAACUGUAUGGCAUCCGGCAAGGGAGUGGCUUGAGCAAGGCGAAAAUGAUGAUGAACAGGAUUUGGACUACGAACCGUGGGGAGAUAUGGACGACGAAAUGGACGAGGAGAUAACGUCGGAGCAUGCGGAGGCAGAAUAUCAAGCAUACCUGGAUUUUACAGGCGACCCUGAACUAAGAAAUAUCGACAUCGAAUUCACUUUGGAUGGUCGCGACUCCGAAGAAGAAGACGAAGAGUACCCAGUUGAACGAGUUUCUGCUGCUCGGAUAGUCAACGUUAUGAGUUACCACGGCCUACGACCUCUUAUGCGUCAUAGUCGUAUAAGCGACGAGGACGAUGAUGACGGGUCUGGAUACUUUGUCUAUGGGAGACCGCGGCGACCAAGACAAGAUCGAUUCCCCAAAGUCCCAAGUGAGGCGGGGAGGGACCUCAUGGGAUCUGGUGAUUUUGGAAGCAAUUCACACUACGUUGAUGAACUGAAGAAGCGGAAAAGGGCACUCACGACUAAGUUGAUGUGGCGAGAGUUGGGGAUUGAUGUCAAUGGGGCGCGAAGAAGGGCAACACAGUCAAUAUUUCAGGAUUUGAUUCCUCGUUCCGUAGCAGAUAAAAUCAUCCACUACGACUCUCGAUGCUAUUCAGGCCAAUUCUCAGAUGACGGGAACUUUUUUUACUCUUGUGCCCAAAACUUCAAGGUUCGGAUGUAUGACACAUCCAAUCCUCAUGAUUGGAAAUACUACAAAACCGUGGAAUAUCCAUUCGGCCAAUGGACCAUAACGGAUGCCACUUUAAGUCCGGACAACAGGCUUUUAGCAUACAGCUCGAUCCGGAACCUCGUAUGCCUUUCGUCUACAGAUCCAGCAGAUCAGUCUGAUCCAACCAUACUCGAUUUAUCCAAUCUACCUGGGGCUAGAAGCGAACGAGAAAUUUAUGGAAGUUCGCACUUUGGUAUCUGGUCGCUCCGAUUUUCGGGUGAUGGACGUGAAAUAGUCGCUGGUACAUCUCACAAAACGGUCGUCGUUUACGACAUUGAGGCACGGAAGUGCGUCCUACGGUUACCCAACCAUGAGGAAGACGUUAACGCUGUCUGCUUCGGGGACAAAUCGUCACCUCACAUUCUCUAUUCGGGAUCUGAUGAUACCACAUUACGUGUAUGGGAUCGCCGCUCGAUGGGCGACGGCCGUGAAGCAGGAGUCUUUAUGGGUCAUAUCGAGGGCCUAACCUACGUUGACAGCAAAGGUGAUGGCCGAUAUGUCCUGUCUAACUCCAAGGACCAAACGAUGAAGCUCUGGGAUCUGCGAAAGAUGAUGACCACCGCCAAGUUUGACACUAUCGACGCCAAAAGCUACACUACCGGGUUCGAUUAUCGUUUCGAACCAUAUCCAGACGAGUACUACGAACCUCAUCCUCAUGAUUGCUCUGUCGUGACAUUCCGCGGUCACCGCGUACUAAAAACGCUUAUACGAUGUCAUUUUUCGCCUCCUGGAAGCACAAACUCGAGAUAUGUAUAUACGGGAAGUGAAGAUGGCAAGGUCUAUGUGUACAAUCUGGACGCAACACUCGUGGGGACGAUAGACGUCGGCAUGGCCACACUUAAUUCACGGCCGCGCGACCCCGAUCUUUUGAUGAAUGCUUAUGACUUCGGACUUAGAAGCGGCGAGUUGCUCUGGCGGACAUGCGUCCGUGACGCGAGUUGGCAUCCAAGUGCCCCUGUUCUUGCAGCGACGUCAUGGAACGGGUGGGGCUUAUCGUCUGGAACUUGUACGCUGCACUCGUGGAAUGACUGCCCUACUGAAGAUGAAGGCAACCCUCCUGUUGGCUUGAGCUAUGAUGCUAGACUGGACGAGGAGCCCGAUUUCAACCAUUAUAAGCAGACCAUGCAAGCGUAUCGACGUGGAGGGCCUCUUCCAAGAAUGAGGCACCGGUUUAUUAGCUCCGAUGAAGACGAGGACGAGGACGAAAAUGAAGAUGAGUUCGAAUGA
Messenger RNA from Aspergillus chevalieri, 2037 nucleotides. RefSeq names its product WD40 repeat domain-containing protein. Gene Ontology annotation, molecular function: protein binding. NCBI's taxonomy places the organism in Eukaryota, Fungi, Ascomycota, Eurotiomycetes, Eurotiales, Aspergillaceae. The transcript has 6 exons. The coding region runs from base 1 to 2037 and encodes 678 amino acids. Gene Ontology annotation, biological process: proteasome-mediated ubiquitin-dependent protein catabolic process. Gene Ontology annotation, cellular component: Cul4-RING E3 ubiquitin ligase complex. The record is from RefSeq and is a predicted model, not a curated record.